AUGCAGAUAAACUAUUAAAAGUUUUUUUUUUUUCACUUGAAUUUGAUUGAUUUUGAGUAAAAUAUUAAUUAAAAAUAGUUAAUAAUAUUUCUUAUUUAAUUGCAUAGUUUUUUCAACAAAGCUUUUAUAAAUAUAAUUAUUACCAAAGAUCUAUAUUUUAGAUAGGUAGAAGAUAAAUAGUAGUAGAUUUUAAUGAAUGGAAUAUCAUUAAGUUUCAAAGUAGAUAAAUUUGAAAAGCAGUUUAAUAAGGAUCGCACUAAGUCUGGUAGAGACUUCUCAAAGGGAUAUCUCUUGAUUCUCCUCAUUGAGAUGAUUGUUAUUGGAAUAGAUUAUGCUAUUAAUAGGAAGUAUAACGAUCUUAUAAUAUUAUGCAUAACUCUAGCAUAGUUUUUGUUAGGCUUAAUGCAAAGGCUUGUUGUACUUAAAAUAUGCUCAAGCUACUUUAAUUUGUUUAUUGCCAUCCAAAAUCUUGGGCAAGCUAUGCUAAAUUGCUGCAUGAUAAGUUUUUGGUUGAAUGUUAACGAUAUUGAUUAUGUAAAUAAUUUGUAUUAUGGCUCAAACAUUGUGUUAAAGCAUAUUUAUUUGUUGCAAGGCAGUAAUUUUAUUAUGAAAUUUAUCACUGCAAUUAAUAUUGGAAUCAUUUAUGAAGUAUUCUUUAUCAGGUUUCAAACAUCCAUUCGACAUUAUGUUUUGUCUGUUUCAAUAGCAAUUUUUCUUUAAAUUUACAAAAUAUUUUAAGAAGACCUUAGUCUUAGGAAUCUUUUUCUUGUGUAGAGAAGCGAGGAUGAGAUGAAUUUUUUAGUAAAGCGCUUGCUUCCAGUCAGUAUGCUCAUUACCAAAUACGAUAAAAAAGAGGAACGUAUUUACUUCCACAUGUCUAAUACAAAGCUAUAAAAGUAGUUUCAUAUAAAAGAUGAUGAUAGCAUGAAAAAUUUUUUAUUAAAAGUUGAGCUGUAAGCUUUAGAUGAAUAUUAACGCCUGCAGUUAGAGAGUAAUAAUAACAAAAGCUUAUUUUAGCAUAUGCAUUUCUAAGCAAUUUCCUACAGUAAAAAGCAUUACAAAAAGAAGAAUACAAUAAAUGUAAACAAUAACCAAGAUAAUUUGUAAAAUGAUCGUAAGUAAUCAAUAUUAAAUAACAACUCUAUUCCAAAUAUGCACCAAAAUUAACAGGCUUUAUUCUCUGCAGCAGCACUCAAUUAACCUGUUGAUGACAUGGUAUCGCCGAAUUCUCUUUCAUGCAGAUAAUCUGGAGACUUAAUUAGCCAUCGAAUGACUGAGCAUAAUCUCAGAAACAUAUUUGGGAUUUAGGAAAAGAUAGAAUCAGAUUCAAUGACCCAAAAAAUAAUAAAAUCAAUUAGAAAAAAAGAACACAAAAAAACUAUUAAAAAAUAAUUUGAUAAUUUAGAAAUUGAAAUAGGAGAUAGAUAAUAUGAAUAAACUAUAAAAGAUGUAUAUAACACUAAUAGCAAUCAUCCUAAUUCUAAUAAUAUAAUUAAUAACCUCAACAUAAAUGAAUACAAUUAAAAAAAAGGAAUAAAUAACAAUGCUAACGUAAAUGCUAAAAAUAUUGCAGAUGAAAUUUAUGAUCGUCUAGAAGUAUUUUAUGGCAUUUUAUAAGGUGAAAAUUAAAAGAUCCUGAACAUCAAAAUUUACACAUAUAUCUUAGAAGAAAUUUACUAAGUGAUUAUUUUUGAAGAUGAAACACUUUAAGGAAGAGUAGAAUAUUUGCAGAAACUCAAUAAAUAUUAUAUGAAUUUAUUUGAAUAAAUGCUUAAAAAACUUAGAGCUCCAAUCGCUCAAAGCUUAUAUAAAAUGAAAAAAGCAGUUAAUAACCUAAAAUAAAAUAUUAUCUUAAAAUAGUAAUAAUCAAUCAAUCAAAAUCUUUCUAGGCUCGAUAGUAUUUUAAGCUAAAACGAUUAAUAAACAAAUGCUCUAUCUAGACUAAGAGAGAUAGCCUCAGACUUAAUUGUAAGAAAGCAGAGUAGUUAAAUAUAAAAUACAAUAGUUUAAUCAACUUUGAACAACGAUUCAUCUAGGCAAGGAACUUCACUUUUAGAGGAUAUUAUUAAAUAAGAUAAGCAAUAAAAAGAUUUGAUUUUUUAAAAUACUUAAGACCUUUAAUAUAAUAACUACAAUAUUCUUAAUAGCUUAUUCAACUAUUAAGACAUUUUUAAAAUAUUCUCAAAGAAUUCUAUCAUCAUUUCUCCAAUUAAUAUCUCUUUAGAAAGGAUUAUAAAAGAUCUAAAAACUAUUUUUCAAUCUGAAUAUAAAUCACGCUGUCUUGAAUUAUAUUUUAUUAAUGAUCUUACAGAAGAAGAUUCAUACAUUAACACUGACGAAAAAUAUUUGAAAUAAGUCUUUAUUAAUCUUAUAAAUAAUUCCCUCCAAUCUCUUACUAAGAUCUAAAAAGGCUAUACGGCAGUUCAUUUUAAAUUGAAUCCUCUAGAUAAUUAGCUUAUAGAUAUUUCUAUUAUUGAUACAGGACCAGGCUUUGACAAUAAUUACAACAUAAGUGAAUAAAUUCUUAUAUAACAUUUAAAUGUUAUGACUUUAGGAAGAAAUUUGAAAGUCAAAGAGUUAAAAGUUGGUAUCCCAAUUAGCUAGAAAAUAAUUGGAAAAUUAGGACCAUAUGAGAAAAUAUAGUUUGAAAAAAAUGUGGUUAGGUUUUAAAUAUACAAAGAUUACGAUGGUUUGAUUAAAAAUAAAGAUAACAACUAUUAUGGUGGAUAUGUAAAGAGAAAGAGCUUGUUUGUUAGAAAUAAAACUAUUAGCUAAAGUGAAAAAUCUGAGUAAAUUUGUGAAGAAAAUGAACAAGACUACUAAUAAAACGAGAUUAAUUAUGCCAUCUAAAAGCAGUAAGUAAUAGAAAGAAGUGAAGCGCUUGUAUUCAGCAAACACUAAGACUACUUUAGUGAAUCUUCGUAUUGA
Molecule: messenger RNA, 2928 nt
Organism: Tetrahymena thermophila SB210
Lineage: Eukaryota; Ciliophora; Oligohymenophorea; Hymenostomatida; Tetrahymenidae
Product: ATPase, histidine kinase-, DNA gyrase B
Exons: 3
Source: RefSeq, a predicted model, not a curated record